Exophiala oligosperma is the source of this 5173-nucleotide messenger RNA. RefSeq lists its product as uncharacterized. The record is from RefSeq and is a predicted model, not a curated record. Gene Ontology annotation, biological process: regulation of GTPase activity; regulation of actin cytoskeleton organization. Gene Ontology annotation, cellular component: cytoplasm. Bases 156 to 5078 code for a protein of 1640 amino acids. The transcript is spliced from 2 exons. NCBI's taxonomy places the organism in Eukaryota, Fungi, Ascomycota, Eurotiomycetes, Chaetothyriales, Herpotrichiellaceae. Gene Ontology annotation, molecular function: actin filament binding; calmodulin binding; GTPase activator activity.
CGCAGGCGCAACGAUUGUUGAUCUUCCAAAAGUACCAGUUCAUUUAAUGCAGGAUUAUUGAUUCAGAUUCAGCCGCAUCUGAGGAUGCAAUCGCCGUGUCAAACAUUCUACGCAUCCGAGCUUCUCGCACCUAACCUUUUAUCGCGCUUUUCGGAAUGUCCCAAUACGCCCUGCGGCGAACGCAGACAGACAUCUACUCUGGGAAUCCCCAGCGGCAACCCUCGGUAGCCUCAACAGUAUCGUCAGCCUAUUCUGCCGCAUCGAGUGCAUUCCCUCCGAGUCGAACGAGCACGGUGACGUCGACCAAUUCCAGCCUUUAUUCGAGGGCGUCUCCAAAUCACAAACGGGGAAUCAGUGAAGCUGGAGAAAUGACCCCAACGCGGUCAUAUAAAGGCCACAGCAGCGUUGAAAAUAGUCCCGACCACGUCUACCGAAAUGUCCGCCAAACAUUGCGACCUCUGCCGCAAGCACCGUCGCCCAACGCAACUCCACGACGCCCGAGCGGUAACCACGUUCGGGCGCAGACGCUCGAUCGAUUCCCCCAAAACCAUACUGAAGACAUCUUUGUCGACAAGCACUUGCACGAACAUCACUUUGAAUCGCAUCAUUCAAGGCCACACCUCCACCAUGCCGCUACCUCUCCGCAUGGCAAUACAUUCAAAGCGCCUGAUAUACAAGAAUUGCAAAAGUCAUCGACGUCACAUCUCAGAGCCUUGUCUAGAUUUGCACAAGAUGGAGACGCGGAAGAGUUUGGGAUCACAGCCGCGGGCCACUCGGUCGUCGGCUUACACAAUCGGAGGCAACUCAAACGAACUGAUUCUAUCGCUCCUGGUUCACGAGCAAAAGCUAAGAGCUAUGGCUGGGGAGACAGAAACUGGAUGGACAAACAGCGACAAUUUCUCCAGGCCUAUGAAUACCUCUGUCACAUAGGCGAAGCAAAGGAAUGGAUCGAGGACAUUAUUCACAAACCAAUCCCUCCGAUCGUGGAGCUAGAAGAGGGUCUGCGCAACGGUGUGACCCUCGCGGAGGUUGUCCAAGCAUUCCAUCCUGACCAUAAUCUCAAGAUCUUUCGGAACCCCAAGCUACAAUACAAACACUCGGACAAUAUCGUCAUGUUCUUCCGCUUUCUCGAAGAGGUCGGCUUGCCAGAUCUCUUCCGGUUUGAGCUUAUUGAUUUAUACGAGAAGAAAAACAUCCCGAAAGUCAUUUACUGUAUACACGCUCUGUCAUGGCUUCUUUACAGGAAAGGCAUGGUAGAUUUCCGUAUCGGCAACCUGGUUGGUCAACUCGAAUUUGAGCAUCACGAAUUGGAACAGACACAGCGUGGCUUGGAUAAAGCAGGCAUUAGUAUGCCGAGCUUCUCAGGUAUGGGUGCCAGUUUUGGUGCCGAACCAGAGCCAGAGCCGGUUGAGACGGAAGAUGAGCGCAUCGAACGCGAGUUGCAGGAGCAGGAAGCUGCCGUGGUUGAAUUUCAAGCCCAACUGAAAGGUGCACUGGUACGUCUACGGCUUGGGGAUAUGAUGCAGCAGCUGUGGGAUGCAGAAGAGGCUCUUGUCGACCUUCAGUCUCGUGUUCGUGGCGACUGGGCGAGACAAAUUGCAGGCUAUCGUUUGGACAUGCAGCGUUUCGCAAUAAAUCUUCAGGCCUCCUGCCGUGGGUAUCUAGCUCGGACCAGUCAACAGAAAAAGGAACAGCUUUGGAAGGCCCGCGAAAAGGAUGUGUUGAAACUGCAGAGUCUUUUCAGGGCUUCACGAGUCAGAGCAGAGGCGAGCCAGACAAAAUCUCAAACUCGCAAACAUGACGCAGGCAUACGCAGCCUUCAAGCCGCUAUUCGUGGUGCUCUCUCCAGAAGAGAUGUAAUUGAUCAAUAUGAAGAAACCAGGUCUUCUGAGAGGGAAGUCUUGCGGCUGCAAGCUGGAAUUAGGGGCAUGAUGCAACGACAACAAAUGAAGAGGAAUCAACACGCACUCGAUUUGCAGGCUCUUGCCAUCACAGAAUUACAAGCAAACGCAAGAUCAAUGAUCACCCGGCUUACACAGUCCAGGAUGCAUGAGUCUUUGCAAGAGUGGUCUAUCAACUGGACAACCCUGCAAGCCAAUGCUCGCGCCGGUCGAGUACGGGGACAUAUCGCACAGAUGAAGCAGAGGCUACGUGCGGAAAGUGCGUCUAUCAGCCGAUUCCAAGCUGCACUGAGGGGAGCCAAUGCCAGAGAAUCAUAUAGCUCAUUGCAACUUGCUCUGCUUCGACAAUCUCAAGCAGUCAUACCCCUGCAGGCUACGAUGCGCGGAUUCACCUUGCGUCAUCAGCUCCAGCAGCAGCGUGCGAACCUGGAACGACAUGUUCCCAAGCUGGUCCACUUGCAAUCAAUGGCUCGAGGAGCAAUUUCACGUUCACAGGUAGCUGAUCUCCUCAACUCACUGGAAGACACUGCCGAAAGUGUUAUUGAGCUACAAUCUUCUAUUCGCGCCAUGCUCUGUCGCAUUGGUGUGGCUAGUUUGCUAGGCGAUCUUGAUGUCCAUGACGGAGCAAUCACAGACUUGCAAGCCAUCAUCCGAGCAAGUGCUAUCCGUUCCAGAUUCCGAGAGAAACAACGCUUUUUCAAAGAGAACAUGGAAAAGGUCGUCAAGAUUCAGAGUGUUGUACGAGCAAAGAUACAAGGCAAAGCUUAUAAAAGCCUGACUUCCGGCAAGAAUCCCCCAGUAGGGACACUCAAAGGUUUCGUCCACCUUCUAAACGAUAGUGAUUUUGACUUCGAAGAGGAGGUAGAGUUUGAACGACUCCGCAAAACUGUUGUGCAGCAUGUCCGACAAAACGAGUUGGCCGACCAAUAUAUUACACAGCUGGACAUCAAGAUUGCUCUCCUCGUCAAGAACAAAAUCACUCUGGAUGAGGUUGUGAAGCACCAGAGACACUUCGGUGGUCAUGUUGGUGCACUACUUCCCAAUUCUGAUAUUGCAUCGAAAGACCCAUUCGAUUUGAAAGCACUCAACAAGACUUCUCGACGAAAGCUGGAACAUUAUCAAGAACUCUUCUUCCUGCUUCAGACUCAACCCCAGUAUUUGGCACGGCUCUUUAGACGCAUAAGAGAGCAGGCAACCGCUGAAAAAGAAUGCGAUCGCAUCAAACAUCUUGUGAUGGGGCUAUUCGGCUAUGCUCAAAAGCGAAGAGAGGAAUAUUACCUUGUCAAGCUAAUCGUGCGUUCCAUCAAAGAAGAGGUCGAUUGCUCGAUGUCACUUCAGGAUUACCUGAGGACAAAUUCCUUUUCCAACAAACUCUUCAGUGGAUACAGCAAAUCGCCAAGAGACCGCAAGUUUUUGAGAGAUAUCUUGGGCCCCUUAGUGAAAGAGAACAUCAUCGACAACGCAUCUCUCGAUCUGGAGAGUGACCCAUUGCAGAUAUACUUGUCAGCCAUUAACAAUGAGGAACUAAGAACAGGCCGACGAAGCCAGAGAGAUCCAAAUGUUCCACGGGAAGUUGCCAUUCGCGAUCCAGAAACCCGAGCAACAUUCAUUGCCCAUAUGCAGGAUCUUAGGGACAUUACUGACCAGUUCUUCCUCUGUAUCGAAGACUGUCUGCACCGUAUGCCUUUUGGAGUCCGCUUUGUUGUCCAGCAAACACACGAACACCUCCAUGCUCGAUUCCCUGGCGAAGACCACGAAUUCGUGCUUCAACUCGUGGGACAAUGGCUAUGGCGUACAUAUUUACAACCUGCUCUUCUCGAGCCAGAAAAAUUUGGUGUUGCAGAUCGUGCAAUGACCCAAGAACAAAAGCGUAACCUCGGGGAAAUAGCCAAGGUAUUGAACCAGGCGGCGUCAGGUCGUGAGUUUGGAGGGGACAAUGUGUAUCUCCAGCCAUUGAACAAUUACAUCCGCGAAUCCAUUGAUCGAUUUGCGACGAUCUGGCGACAUGUCAUAUCCAUCCCGUCCGCAGAAGAACACUACGACAUCGACGAGUUCAACGACCUCUAUGCUAAGACGAAGCCUACACUGUACAUCAAGAUGGCCGACAUAUUUUCAAUUCACAAAUUGCUCACCCAGGAGAUCAGUCUCAUCUGCCCCAACCAAGAUGAUGUCCUUCGUGACACUCUUCGAGAGCUGGGUAGUGUCCAAAGCAGUGAAAGCGAAUUGAAGGGUGUCAGUUCCAGUGAAAUCAGUCUGACAUUGAAUCCUAAAUUCCUCAACGCUGAAGAUCCUGAUGCAGAUGUCAAGGCCCUCUUCACCGAAACGAAGCGAUGUGUUCUCUACAUUAUUCGUAUUCAGUCCGGCUCGAGUCUGCUUGAGAUUCUGGUGAAACCUAUCAGCCCCGGAAAUGAGGAGAAAUGGGAGGCCCUUGUUCGAGAUGAACUUCAAUCUGGGAACGGGCGACGGGGUGCUUAUGCUGACGCCAGCACGCACCUGGAUAUAUCCACCUUGACAUAUCCGGACCUCAAACGCAUUGCUCUGGAAAAUGUUCUCCAACUCGAAUCAAUAGGCCGGCUGACUCGAGCCAACCAGUACCAGGAUCUGCUCAAUACUAUUGCUGUUGACAUCCGGACCAAACACCGCCGCAGGUUGCAACGGCAAAGGGAACUCGAAAAUGUGAAAACCACUUUGGCACGGCUUAACGAGCAAGCAGUGUAUCUUGAGCAACAGCUCAAGACGUACAAUGACUAUAUCGAACAGGCCAUGGUGACACUACAGAACAAGAAAGGGAAGAAACGUUUCGUCAUGCCCUUCACGAAGCAAUGGGAUCACGAAAGAGAGUUGCAACGAUCCGGGCGCUCUUUUAAAUUCGGUUCAUACAAGUACUCGGCACGAACGUUACACAACAAAGGAGUGUUGGUCGAGUGGCGAGGAUAUCACGAGUCUCAAUGGGACCGGGUUGAUCUCACUGUCUCUUCCAACGAGGUCGGUGUCUUCACCAUUGACGGCAGUUCAGGUAACAUGAUGAUCCCUGGAGCAAACGCGCAAGUACCGCUGGACGAUCUCUUGCAAGCACAAUUCAACAACACACAGUUUAUGGAGUUUUUUGAGGGGGCGCUCCGGGUUAAUGUCAACUUAUUCCUGCAUUUAAUUAUGAAGAAAUUUUAUAAUGAAUGAGCCACGAACCACAAUGAAGGCAUUUGGAGCAGGGAAGCCAGUUGGAGAGGUGCGACGACUAGGACAGGAUGAUAGUUGCCUCGCUCGAAAGCUAG